This is a messenger RNA of Vidua macroura (Pin-tailed whydah), 3025 nucleotides long. It is a transcript of the gene SPSB1, whose product is annotated as splA/ryanodine receptor domain and SOCS box containing 1. Gene Ontology annotation, molecular function: protein binding. Gene Ontology annotation, biological process: intracellular signal transduction; proteasome-mediated ubiquitin-dependent protein catabolic process. The record is from RefSeq and is a predicted model, not a curated record. Gene Ontology annotation, cellular component: SCF ubiquitin ligase complex. NCBI's taxonomy places the organism in Eukaryota, Metazoa, Chordata, Aves, Passeriformes, Viduidae. The transcript has 4 exons. Bases 258 to 1040 code for a protein of 260 amino acids.
CUCUGGCCAAGCUGCCUUAAACGUCUCAGAGGUUUCUCUGCUGUCUGGAAGGAAAACUGCUCAGCUGUGAGAAGGAUCUUGCUCCUCCCCCUGGACUCUGCAACUGAAACUGGGGAUUUUUUUUUUUUUUUUUUUUCCUCUUGGAGAAGAGAAGCUGCCCCAAGCGAAGCUGCUCACUUGAGACAAGCCAGGCAAAGGCAAUACUGAGUGGUGCACAUCUUGACAAAGCCUCCUGGCAACCUUUUCUGCAGGGCUGGAUGACAGCAGGAGCUGCCAGGUCACUGAAACAGGAGCUCCAAGGACUGGACUACAGCAAGCCCACCCGGCUGGACCUGCUGCUGGACAUGCCCCCGGUGUCCUACGAGGUGCAGCUGCUGCACUCGUGGAACAACGACGACCGCUCGCUGAACGUGUUCGUGAAGGAGGACGACAAGCUGAUAUUUCACCGGCAUCCGGUGGCCCAGAGCACAGAUGCCAUCAGGGGCAAGGUGGGCUACACGCGGGGGCUGCAUGUGUGGCAGAUCACGUGGGCCAUGCGCCAGCGGGGCACCCACGCCGUGGUGGGGGUGGCCACUGCCGAGGCCCCCCUGCACUCCGUGGGGUACACGACGCUCGUGGGGAACAACCACGAGUCCUGGGGCUGGGACCUGGGGCGCAACAGACUCUACCACGACGGCAAGAACCAGCCCAGCAAAACCUACCCCGCCUUCCUGGAGCCCGACGAGACUUUCAUCGUGCCCGACUCCUUCCUGGUGGUUCUGGACAUGGACGAUGGCACCCUGAGCUUCAUCGUGGACGGGCAGUACAUGGGGGUUGCCUUUCGAGGGCUCAAAGGGAAAAAACUCUACCCGGUGGUGAGCGCGGUGUGGGGCCACUGUGAAAUUCGGAUGUGUUACUUGAACGGACUUGACCCUGAACCACUGCCUCUGAUGGACUUGUGCCGGCGAGCCGUGAGGCUUGCCCUGGGCAAGGACAGACUGGCUGAGAUCCCCAGCCUGCCCCUGCCAGCCUCCCUCAAGAGUUACCUGCUCUACCAAUGACCCCCGUGCUCCAGGACCGAGGUGGAAGCGAGGCGUGGAUGGAUCUGCCCCGCGGAGCCCUGGGCUCUCCAGGCUGCAGCCACCCCGCGGCUGGAGCUGCCUGGCCAGAGGAUCCCUGCCUGGCCAGAGGAUCCCUGCCUGGCCAGAGGAUCCCUGCCCCUGCUGCAGCCUCCCUGUGCUCCCUGGCCAGCUCUCGGGCAAUCCCGGCUUCACGGCUGAGUGCUCUGUUCCUUGGGAGUCACUUCCCCAGCACACUCACAGAGGGAGCGUUGACAGAGGCUCUGGGCUCCCCUCUCCUCCUGAGAAAAGGCUCUGCUGCCUCUCUGGUUCGAGGGAAUGGUUCUUCUGUACCACUAAAGGGAAGGAUGAUAAUAAAAGAAUAAUAAUAAAAGUAUGAAUUAAAGCCUAAUCUGGGGGAAGAGGAGGCAUUAGGAAUAGAACUGUUAAGACCACGUGCUGAGAAUGGAAAGGCUCAGGAUGGCCAGCAGAGUUGGAAAGAGUCUGGAAUACCAUAAAGGAUUAAUUGAUGAGUUUUUAAAAGCCAAAAAAUAAAAAGUACAACCCUGAGCCCUGAAACACAAAACCAAGAGCCCUUCUUCCACCAGGACACUUGUUAACUUGGAGGAGGUGGUUAUGUUGCUGAUGUCUGUAUCUGUGCUGGGACUUCUCACCUUGCCCUGUUGCUGUUUCACAGGCUGUGACUCCUGCUUUCUUGUUUACCACCAGUGCUUCCCCUGCUCCAUCCUCUGCUCUGCCUCCUCCUCCUGGGUUUGACAGUUGAUUUUGGAGUCAGGCUGUGUCUUCACACGCCUCCUUCCUGCCUGGAGCCUGCAGCUUUUGCUGUGGGGUCCCUGGCUGGUGUGGGACAGGGAAGGACAGACCUGUGCAGUAGUGUGUGAGCUGUGUCACCCAGCUGCAGGUCCUGUCCCCUGAGCUCUGCCCCACGCUGAGGCUUCAGAGAAACCACUGCCAGGGAAUUCUCUCCUUGAUAAGCUGCUUAAAUUCAUCCAAGCCAGGCUUUGUUGUGUGCUAGACCAGCCUAACCUGCAGUAGCUGUGCAGCAGGAGGGGCUCUCUCUGCCCUGCUGGGUGGGUGGGAGGCUGGCCCAGGGCAGGGGUCACAGCCCACCUGCAGAAGUGCCACCAGCAGGUGAGGAGCAAUCCCGGGGGGAAUCGCUGCAGGGUGGAGCUGGGGAGGAUCAAACAGGCCAGGGGUGAUCUUCAGGCACAGCAGGAAGAAACUGAACCUCUCCAGAGCUGGGGAGCAGGAGAGAGCUGCAAUAAACAGGACAAGCAAUUCAGGCAAAAUCAGCACAUCCCAAAUAGAUCCUCAGUAGCCAGGUAAAGAGGAUGACACUCCUUUGUUAGCAGGAGCUGCUCUCUUGACCUCUCCACAGGUUACUAUGCUGCCUUUCUGGGGUUAUUUUGCACAUUUCUUUGUGUUUUUUUUUUUCCUUGAAAAAUGUUUGUGAUUGUUUUGGUUUUGCUUUUGAGUUAUCCCUUUGGUUUUGUGUAGGUACAAAUGAGUUUAGUUGAAAAUGUUAAUAUAUAUAUGUGGGGUGUAUGUAUAAGAACAUGUUUUAAACAGCUGCUGUAGGGUACCUUUUUGAAAAUAAACUACUUGCAUAGUAUAUUUUUUAAAGCACAGAGUUGGUGCCAAGACUGGGUGGGGUGUGAUGUGCCCCUUUUUUAUUCUAAUAUUAUAUGAGGUUUUUUUUUCAACGUAGGGGUUUGUACUAGUUUCUGUUGCAGGGUGGGCAACAGAAACUGUGUGGAGCCCUGCUUGGUUGCCUUCAACUUGAACCAGUGUCUUCCAGAACUCCAGGGAAGUAGCUGUGUUCUCCCUACUUCUAAUGUUCUUUGUGCUCCCUCAUUUCCAUCUCUCCUCACUUCACCAGGACAUGACUCUGUACAGUUUAAAAUUCUUUCUAUUUUAUGACUGUAGAUAGUACUCAGUAACCUAAUAAACUUUAUUACUUUAUUAAA